Molecule: messenger RNA, 3094 nt
Organism: Caenorhabditis angaria
Lineage: Eukaryota; Metazoa; Nematoda; Chromadorea; Rhabditida; Rhabditidae
Source: the annotation of a GenBank genome assembly
AUGAGAACUGACAACUCGGGAUGCUGCCGGCGGCGAUUCGGCGGCGUUGCCACGUUUGGCAACAUCAAGGCGACGUUGCCAAAAAAGCAGCAACACCUGGCGACGUUGCCACAAGAAGCAGCAACGUUGCUUUUUGUCGCCAGAUGUUUAACUUCAAUUCUUGCUCCCGGCGACAGAAGGCAACGUUGCCAAAAUGUAAAACACUGCGACGCAAUUCUGCACAAUCAAGAAGUUUCGAAAUUUUUGUUUUUUUUUUCUUUUUGGCCUAAAUUGUGUUUUUCUGCUAUUUUCAGUGAGUUAAUCAUGAAUAUUACUAUAUUUCAGCAUGUAUCAAGCAAGGGAUUGAUGGUUUCGUUGGAUUUCAUCGUAGAAAAUUGAAUACUUCGAAAACAAAUAGGAAAACUGAUUGAAAAGGUUAGUUGACUAUACAAUUUCUUAUUUACUAUUUUUGAAAGUAUUAACUUUAAACAUUUCAGUUUGUGCCAUUCAACGAGUGAUUUGAAAAUCAUCGAUGACUACUCAAUUGCUCAAGACUAUUGGAGGAGACUAGGAUUAAGAAACUUUGUUGAAAAGUGAGUUGUUUUCGUUAAUUUAAAGGUCCCGUAACGUCGCAAGAUUCAGUGAUCUUAAACACUUCUCUAUGCUUUUUUAUGUUGAUUGAAGUCGAAAAAAAAAUUUUUCUGAUUCACCAUGAAAAAAAAGGACCAAAAGUAACACAUUAAAAAAUCAGUCUAAAAAUGUUGGGUCCACGGCCGAGAAAACCAAAUGAGAUCGAACAAACGCGCGCUACUGAUAACCGAAAAAAUAUUUUCUUUUCGCGAAAUUUUUUCUAUUGGUUUUUGGCGUUUUUUGCAGUUAUUUCGAUAGGAAUGAAUGGAAUGAACCUGGAAAUAGAAUGGACAAGGAAAUUUAAUCGAAAAACAAAAAAAAAGUCUUGAAAAUUGAGCAAAAAUGACAGAAAACAGAGCAAACAACGUUUUUUCAGAUUUGCAACGCAGUUUUUCAAGUUUUUCUUCCUCAAACCUUGAUAUUAUCCAGAUGUACAGUGCUCAUUUUGAAGAGGAGAAAAUUCUCAACAAGAGGUUUUGAGUUUUUGGUUGGAAAUUGUCGAUUUCACAAGGCACAGCUGGUUGAAGAAAUGUUCGAUAUCAAACACACAUUCUCAAAAUGUGACGCGAAAUUCUUGUUCUGGCUCGGAUUUGAUGAAUUCUUGGUUUUAUUCAAUGGUUGAUACAUCAUUAGAACCAGAAUUUUAUGGCGAUUCUUCUGACAUAUGACAAUCAUAGUGAAAGAAUAGAUUUUGAUGAUUUCCACUCGCUUGCGAAAAAUACGAAAAUUUCGAUAAAUUUUUCAUUGAUUUUCAAACCUCACCCAAGAACCUGGAGAAGUAGGAAAAAAAUUGCCCACCUGGGUUUAUUUUCAAAAAUUGCCCACCUAGUAAAAAAAUUUUUGCCCACCGGAGGCUCGCCUUAAAGACGCUAAAAAUUUUGCCCACCUGAGGCUCGCCUUAAAGACCCUAAAAAUUUUUGCCCACCUGAGGCUCGCCUUAAAGACCCUAAAAAUUUUGCCCACCUAGGUUUUUCGAAAAAAAAAUUGCCCACCUAGGUUUUUCGAAAAAAAAUUGCCCACCUAGGUUUUUCGAAAAAAAAUUGCCCACCUGGAAUUCCAGGUGUUGGGUGAGGUUUGAUUGAUUUUAGCGAUUUGAGCUUGACUUUUUUCAAAAUUUGAGAAAAUAAACAUCACAAAUGCUCAAUUUCAUUCAGUUUUCUUCUUUUCCGAAAACAUGAAAUGAGUUCAACGUAUGAACGGAUCAGAAAACGAGCUAAUUUGAGAAAAUUCAAAAUUUUGUAAAGAAUUAUCGGAAUAAUUCUACUGAAUCGAGUGAUAUCUCAUGGUAAAAUAUCGAAAUGACUUUUGAGUAUACUGCUCUGAGAAAUCGAGAGAAAAAAUUGAGAAACUCACGCUCAAAUCGCUAAAAUCAAUGAAAAAUUUAUCGAAAUUUUCGUAUUUUUCGCAAGCGAGUGGAAAUCAUCAAAAUCUAUUCUUUCACUAUGAUUGUCAUAUGUCAGAAGAAUCGCCAUAAAAUUCUGGUUCUAAUGAUGUAUCAACCAUUGAAUAAAACCAAGAAUUCAUCAAAUCCGAGCCAGAACAAGAAUUUCGCGUCACAUUUUGAGAAUGUGUGUUUGAUAUCGAACAUUUCUUCAACCAGCUGUGCCUUGUGAAAUCGACAAUUUCCAACCAAAAACUCAAAACCUCUUGUUGAGAAUUUUCUCCUCUUCAAAAUGAGCACUGUACAUCUGGAUAAUAUCAAGGUUUGAGGAAGAAAAACUUGAAAAACUGCGUUGCAAAUCUGAAAAAACGUUGUUUGCUCUGUUUUCUGUAAUUUUUGCUCAAUUUUCAAGACUUUUUUUUUGUUUUUCGAUUAAAUUUCCUUGUCCAUUCUAUUUCCAGGUUCAUUCCAUUCAUUCCUAUCGAAAUAACUGCAAAAAACGCCAAAAACCAAUAGAAAAAAUUUCGCGAAAAGAAAAUAUUUUUUCGGUUAUCAGUAGCGCGCGUUUGUUCGAUCUCAUUUGGUUUUCUCGGCCGUGGACCCAACAUUUUUAGACUGAUUUUUUAAUGUGUUACUUUUGGUCCUUUUUUUCAUGGUGAAUCAGAAAAAUUUUUUUUCGACUUCAAUCAACAUAAAAAAGCAUAGAGAAGUGUUUAAGAUCACUGAAUCUUGCGACGUUACGGGACCUUUAAAAUAAAUAUAACUUUGAAACUAAAUCCACUUUUCCUUGGAUACUUUUCCAAGAAUAAAUCUUGAACAAAAAGUUUUGAGAAAUUUCCUGUAUUUGACCGAAUACACUUUCAAAAAGAAAAUGCACACAAAACUAGUGUAUUCAGGAGCCCGACCACUUAAUUCUUAACCUUAAUUCUCAAGUUUCUACAUUUCCCAAGUUCCAAAUUUUAGUUUGUCAAAAAAGAACCGUUUUCCAAUAAGUUUGUCAGCAAUUUAGUUCGAAAAUAACAUUUGGGAAAAAUUCAAAAUUCAAUUCAAAAAUGAAAAAUCAGGCUAAAGUAUUUUAUAAUGAUGUUGUUCUUUUUCAGGUGA